Messenger RNA from Brassicogethes aeneus, 1651 nucleotides. NCBI's taxonomy places the organism in Eukaryota, Metazoa, Arthropoda, Insecta, Coleoptera, Nitidulidae. The record is from the annotation of a GenBank genome assembly.
UAACAAUAGAUGCAACAUUCAGCAAGUGGGUAGUGUUAUAAUUAUACAAAAUAUGAUUUUUGUAUGAGUUUAAAUAGUUUAAUUUAUAGAGACUAGUAACCCAAUUAUAACAUAAAGUAUUUUAUGGGAAUUGUUAUAUAUGUGUUUAUUAUAGAAGCUUAAAAUGAUUGAAUUAGUGCUACUAGCAGUAACCAUUUUAGUGGUACUUAUGGUGCAAAAUAAAAGAAAAGAAAAAGCAUAUAAAAACUUUUACAAACUCCCACACCCCUUUUGGAUUCCAAUCAUAGGAAAUGCUUAUUUAAUGGUUCAAAGAAAUUUAUUAAAGGCAGUUCAAAAAACCCAUAAAAUUUAUGGAGAUUCUUACCUAUUUUAUUUUCCUCAUAGAACCUAUUUUUCAACAAUACCUGAGGAGAUAAAAAUUAUUUUAAACCAUCCACAUUGUUUAAAUAAAAGUAAAGAAUACAACCAUUUGCAAAUAAUAAUGCCAAAUACCGUUUUUCUUGUUAAAGCACAAAGGUGGAGAAAGCUAAGAAAAAUUUUAUCGAAAAGUUUUAAACCCUCUAUUUUGGACUUAUUUACAGAUAUAUUUUAUGAAAAAAGUUGUGUACUGGUGGACCUAUUAAAAAAAGACAAUUCCCAGGAUAUUUGUUAUUUGUUUCAAAAGCUUACGUUGGAUAAUUUUAGCGAGGCCACGUUGGGAGUUAAAUCAACAAUUUUACAAGAUGAAAAAGAACAUAUUUUUGUUACGGGUGUUAAGGAAGUACAACGUCUAGCAUUUAACAGAAUAGGAAACGUUAUAAAAAUGAACGAUUUUUUAUUUUCAUUUAUGGAAGAUUGCCAAACUAUUAAAUAUUACAUGAAUGGCCUGUACAAACAUAUAGGCAAGAUUAUGACUGAAAAACGGGUGUUAAUGGCUAACGAAAAUGAUGCAAUGUUAAAUAUAAGUAAACUUCCUUUUUUGGAUUUAUUAUUACAAGUUUCUGAAAAAGAAGAACUGACUAAUGAAUAUAUAGAGGAGGAGAUGGUAUUAUUUGCGGCAGCAGCAACCGAUACUACAGCUUAUAGUAUGGCUUUUACAUGUUUUAUGUUGGCGUUGCAUCCAGACAUUCAGGAAAAAUUGUACCAGGAAGUAAUAUCAGUGUGUGGAUACAAGGAAAUCGGAACUUCUAACCUUAAUGAUCUAAAAUAUUUAGAAAUGGUGAUAAGCGAGACUCAGAGAUUAUUUCCAGUUAUACCUUUGAUUGGUAGAACAAAUACAGUAGAUAUUGACUUAGGCGACAAAAUAAUUCCUGCCAAUACAAAUAUUGCUUUAAACUAUAUGGCACUACAUAGACAUCCAAAAUAUUAUACGGAUCCUUUAGUUUUUAAUCCAAACAGAUUUUUACCGGAAGAAAUUGCAAAAAGGCCACCCUAUACAUUUUUACCAUUUUCUGCAGGCCCAAGAAAUUGUAUAGGAAUGAAAUAUGCUUUGAUGGUCAUGAAAACUUCAAUAGCUAAUAUAGUAAGAAAUUUCCAUUUAACGACUUCCCACAAAUCUUUUGAAGAAAUAGACGUUGAAUCAAGUGCAGUAAUGAUGCCUAUAACUCCAUUAGAUGUUAAGUAUACCGAACGACAAAAGUAAAUUAGAUUUUACAAAAUAAAAAUAGUACAG